AUGCUACCACAUAGAAAGUCCGACCAGGCGUUCCUCUCGGUGCCGGUGUCUAGAGUGGCUUCUUCACAGAGACUAAACCAAUUGUCUUCGCCGCAAGCUUCUGGAAUUGGGUCUCCCAAUGCUUAUGCCAGCAUACCAACAACUCCAGUUCCAUAUGUUUCGUCUUCUCUCAACCCGACUAGAAACCAGCCGGUGAUAUCUGGCAGCGCAUCCACUUCCAGCAAUAACAAAAACACAUUCCAAACCGCUGAGGAGGCCAAGAGGUUCGAAAAACUACCCAUUGUUGAGAAGCUUGGGAGCUUUGAGCGUGCCUUGACGUUGUUAUCCCAAGAUAUCACUUCCUACAGAGAGAACGACGACAGAAUUCAGUCUACAGUGAAGGAAUUAAUAGACUUGAACGAUUCCAUUUAUUCCGAUAUACUGCAGUUGGAUGUCCACCAAAAACUCGGAGGCCAGAUUAAGGUGCUAGAGGAAGAAAAGAAGCGACUAGACACAACCUCCAGAGAUACAUUGAAGCAGUUGAUAGAGUAUCGAAAUGAAUUGAAAAAGUUACCUCUACUCCCCACCAACAAAAGACUGAAGAGAGCUGGUACAGACAAUAAAGAUGCCCAGUUGGUCGAUAUUAAAGAGAUUUUGAAGUACGCCAUGAAGCUUUCCAAAUUUACAAAGAUCCCACCCAGCGCAGUGGACCUACCACAGCAAGCGCACCCUAACAACUACAUAUGGCCAGCAGAAGAUGCACUCAGAAGGGGGAUGUUAGCGAUAAGUUCACUCAGACCAGAUGAGUUGAUUCUGGCAGAGCUAGGCGAGGAAGAGAAGGCUUCUACAGAAACAACCAACGAGCCUGCUGCGAUGGAAGACGUUGAAAACGUGCACUCGAAGGCCGCUCGUAGUCCCCAUCAGCAUCGUGCAAGCCAUCAUAGCGCUCCAGUUGCGAAGGAAGAACCUAAGGACUUGGAUGUGGACUUAUUUGACCCCGACGAUGAUUUCUCUGACUGA
Messenger RNA from Dujonia railenensis, 999 nucleotides. The record is from the annotation of a GenBank genome assembly. Lineage: Eukaryota; Fungi; Ascomycota; Pichiomycetes; Serinales; Debaryomycetaceae.